Molecule: messenger RNA, 1703 nt
Organism: Ceratitis capitata (Mediterranean fruit fly)
Lineage: Eukaryota; Metazoa; Arthropoda; Insecta; Diptera; Tephritidae
Exons: 4
Coding region: 602-1690 (362 amino acids)
Source: RefSeq, a predicted model, not a curated record
CACUACUUGAAUAUAUAUUUAUAAGUGUCGCACUUUAACCGCCGAAUCGAUUUUCUCUAUUUUUGGCAAGACUUUUUUCCUUUAAAGAAUGAUUUCUUUUUGAAUAACAAAAAACUUGUAAACAAAUUUUGGGCUUUGACAUUUAACCUUUGUUUUUGUUUUGCUUAGAUGAUUUCAUAAAUUUGUUUUGUCGAAUUUCAUUAGCCAGUUUCUUUAUGACGAUCUUUCUUCGACAUAAUAGGGUUGUCUCUUUCUAACUAGAUGAUAAUUGUCGAGUGGAAAGCGUACGACUGAAUGAUGACAGGUUAAGCGCUCAAAAUGGUUGGUCGGUUGCCGAGUUUUGUUCGUUGUCUAUGUUGGACGGUUCGAGUCGAUUGCCAACCAAGACAAAAUAUUCAUCUACAACUUUUAUAGUUUGUAAUAAACAAAAGUCGAAAACCAGAGUUUAGCUAAAAACAAAUGUUCGCGAAAAAUAAUUAAAUAUUAUAUAUUCUGAAAGUUGCAGUAAUAUUUGAGCCAAUUACAUUUUUCGAUUUUCAUUCGUGACUGAAGCAGAGCUUUGCGAACUGGUACCGAAGCGGAAUAAUAUACUUGUACUAUAAUGUCGGCGGGUUUAAGUCCAAUUAAUUGUGAUCUACGGUCAUAUUCUCGACUUUGGCUUGGAGAGUUCAUCGAACUUUAUCAACAGGAGGAAUGCUUAUGGCAUCCAAAGCAUCCAGACUACAGUAACCACAGCGUUCGCAAUAAGGCUUAUGACCGACUCGUAGAAAAACUAAAAGAAGUUGAACCGAAUCCCGACCGUGCUAUGGUGGUGCGCAAAAUAAAUUCUUUACGCUCGGCUUUUCGACGAGAGUUUCGUAAAUUUAAUGCAAAGAGUAAUUAUGAAACGCGGUUAUGGUAUUACGACAAGCUACUUUUCAUCGCCGAGCAGAAUCCAAAACGCCUUGUAGGGUUGCGUGAUGCUAAAACACAAAAACGUUCAUUAGCUCUUCAUUUUGACGUAGAGGAUUCUAUGGAAUUCCAGGAAGAACAAUCAGCUGAAGUUGAAGCAGUGACACCAGCAGAAAGUACCAAUCAUAAUCAACCGGCUGAAAUUAAGACUGUAACUGUUUCAUCUGGUGAGUGUGUAAUUGUGAAGGAUGAAGAACAACUUCAGCAUCAACAUCAACACCCACAUCAUCAUCAAGUUUCACAUCAACAUGAGCAUCCGAAUGAAUUGCAGCAACAGCAACAUAACACCGAACAACAUCUCCAACAUACGACAACCACAACGCAACCCCAACAUGCAACUGAAGUCAAAGUAUUGGAAAUAACGUCUUUGGAUACAAAUUCGCAGCGCGAAAUACAACAGGCUGUUAGUUCCUUGGAACAACAUCAGCAGCAGAUGCUUCAGCAACAGCACCAACAUCAACAAUCUCAGGCCGUUCCACCACAAAUCACACAACUACACCAGCAAGUACCAACUAUACAAAUAGCACGAGAACACCUGCAACCGUUAUUUGGAAAUUCAUACACCACCACUGCAACUCAUCGCCAGGAUGACGAAUAUGAUGCAAUCGGUAUAAAUGUAGCGUCAAAGCUACGAGUUAUGAACCCAACACAACGCAUUAUAGCUGAAAAGCUUAUAAGCGACGUCCUCUUCAAUGGUCAACUGGACAAUCUCAGCGUCAAUUCGACAUUGGCACAAUGAGAAAUGGAUUAUU